AUGUCGUAUCCCAUUCCAUCCCUCCCUUCUCCAGAGGAAGGACAGGAUAAAGAGAACAUGAAAUUCACCUUACCUCCCAUUCGUGAUAUCCACGCUACUCCCAAGACCACCACCCAAUUACCUCCAACACCAUCAACGAUCCCACCGUUACACGCCAGACAAGAUCCCAACCUCGUCACGCCCGUUCAGCCCCGGAUGCGCCAGCCUUUGCAAUCCAUCUCUUCUCAAUCGAACGGGUCAAUGAUGGGUCAUCCGAUAUUCACCGCUCCUCAAUCUCACAUGAUGAUGACUCCUCAGACCAACGGGGCGUCUUCUCAUCAUCAGAAAAACGGUCAACCUCUUUCCUCUGCUCUGGCCUUUGAGGAGAAGCAUCAUCAGAACGAGAACGGUUCUCAUCCUCAGUCCCGUUUACAUCAGACUCCUUGUCCUCGUCCGUCCGGCUCAAUCGCUCUAUCAUCCUCGGGCAGAAAAAAGGUUCAUCCUCCUAACGGUACCCCUCUUGAUACUCCCAUCAACAACACCUUCAACGUUGGGUACUCCAACGCGUCUAACAUCACUCCGAUGCGCACACCCGUCUCAACAUUACCAGCGCGUACUAUGGGAGGAUCCAUCUCAACCCCCACCUUACCUAUGAACUCUUUACCCAAGACUGGAUCUUACACUAUCUCUAACAGGUCAGCCGCUAGUACAAGGUACUCACCAUCUGUCGAUUCCCAUCGAUCGUCUUCCCUCCCUCGCUCUGGGACUAGAGGUCGUACGCACAUGUCCUUCUCUCCUUCACCCACUCCUGCGUCUCCUACUCCAAUCGAUCUUUCAGGAAUCCAACCUCCCGCCCCAUUCCCUGGCGCAUACCCUACCGCAUAUACACGUAAAGAUCCAGUUCCUUCCGAGGAGGGUGAACCGGAAUCAGAGAACAAGAGGAGUGGACGUCAAGGUGCUCCUAGCUGGAAUCCUUGGGAUUAUGUUCUUGGUGAGGUGCCCGGAGGAGAGCAGGGACCGAAUCAAACUCCGGUAAAGGACACUGAUGAUGGCAAAGGGAACAAGAUCAGAAGGAGAUUCACCAAGAGAGAGUUGGAAGCGUUGGAGGUACUCUGGAGCAUCUCGAAGAGUCCUAGCAAGUAUGAGAGACAGCGAUUAGGAGCUUGGUUGGGUGUCAAGACGAAGCAUAUCACAGUUUGGUUCCAAAACCGAAGACAAGAGGAGAAACGAUACCUCCGCGAAGGUGCUCCUGUCGAACCUCCCCCUCCAUCCCGAUCCAACCGAGGCACAUUCGAUCCCGUCACAGGAAAAUGGCGACCAGUGCCUCUCUCUUGUAUAUCCGGCCUUCAACCUCCUCCCGAAGAGAAGUCCGCUGUGGUACGAUCCAUCAGCGUUGGUGAUCUUACUCGAGACAUGUUCUUUGCUCAACAUCCUGAGUUAGAAGCUCAUUUACCCACUCCUACUCCCUCUUCUUCCGGUAGAAGGUACACCACUCAAGGCGCUAUCACCCCUCUUCCCAAGAGAGCCAAUAGCAGAUCUCUCGACGAGAUCCUCCAAGCGAGAGAGAGCGGAUUCGGAGAUAAUAAGAAGCGAUCUUACCAACGAACUCCCGGAGAAGGUAUGAUACAAGGGGAAGGACAAGAAAGGAUAAGAGAGAUACUUGCUCUCAUGCCUAGCGAUCCUCCAUCCAUGGAUCUGUCCGAGCUCGCUGGCGAUGACGAGAGUGAAGAGGUAGAUGAGGAGGAGGAUGAGACCCCUAAACGAAAACCUUUGGGUAAUAGUGGUGGACCAAUGGGUCUAGACAGGAUGCUAAACGCUCCUACGAACACUUUGGGACGUGCUACCUCCCUCGACAUCCUUGCCUCUGUACCAAGAACCAAAGGCAAGUACUGGUCGUCCAAGCCUGGCAACAACGGCGGUCCUCUUCAACCUCGAUCAAUCAAAGGAUCUUCCAGCGGUGUGCUUGGAUCUAUCAACCCAAAUAUCCCUUCCGAGAAUCGACAAAGCACUCCUCUCGGUAAAACCCCUCUCAAACAUUCUUUACCUCUCACCUCGCAAGCCGCCUCUAAACGAGCUCGACUCGAUGGUGGUCGUCAUCGACCUGCCACUUCAUUCAGACACAAGGAUUCAUUCUCCCGAUCUCAAAGUGCUGCUGUCCUUGAGACCCCCUUGGCACGUAAGGACACCAACGAUAAAGAGGAAGAAGGAAGUGAGAUGAAGACGCCAGGUUUCGCGAGAAGUUUUUCAUUCUCAUCGACUAUGAGCGAGGGAGUAGCCAUCACACCUGAUAAUGCCGUUUUGGCCAGGAAACAACGUGGGAACGAUAAGAAGGAAGAGAAAGAUGCUGAAGUGUUAGGUGCUGCUGAGAAAUUGUUGGAACUUCUUGGAGGGACCAAAUGA
Kwoniella botswanensis is the source of this 2379-nucleotide messenger RNA. RefSeq lists its product as uncharacterized. Gene Ontology annotation, molecular function: transcription cis-regulatory region binding. Gene Ontology annotation, biological process: regulation of DNA-templated transcription. Bases 1 to 2379 code for a protein of 792 amino acids. Gene Ontology annotation, cellular component: nucleus. The record is from RefSeq and is a predicted model, not a curated record. The transcript has 2 exons. NCBI's taxonomy places the organism in Eukaryota, Fungi, Basidiomycota, Tremellomycetes, Tremellales, Cryptococcaceae.